CAUCACGCCAAUCUAGUUUGACUGCAAGUCAACCAAUCAGAACCAAGAGGGAUGUGGCUAGAUGCUUAGGCUCCACCCCGCGCAAACUGGACUAUAAAUCGUCAUCAGCCCACGGGCCAACAGAGUACACCUGCUUAAAGGCAACAGGUGGGUCUUCAACGGGGAAGAUCGUUUUGGAUUUCAACGAAAAGGGAGCUUUAACAACGCUUCAGGGUUCCUGCCUGAAAAUGGAGUUAUUCAACAUCAAGUCUUCUGCUGCCCUCAUUUACGAUGAGUUCAUGCACAAUGCAGAUUCCCGGACAGAAAACUGGCUGCUGAUGUCAUCUCCUAUCCCCCAGACCAUCAUCAUCACCGCUUAUAUUUACUUUGUUACAUCACUGGGACCUCGGAUAAUGGAGAACCGCAAAGCCUUUGACCUGAAAGGAAUCCUCAUCGUGUACAACUUCAGCGUGGUGGCUCUCUCCCUCUACAUGAUCUACGAGUUUGUGAUGUCGGGAUGGGGAACCGGAUACUCAUUUCGCUGUGACCUGGUCGACUAUUCUGAUUCACCACAGGGCAUACGGAUGGCAGCAACGUGCUGGCUUUACUACAUGUCAAAGUUCAUUGAGAUGCUGGACACCAUCUUCUUCGUCCUGAGGAAGAAGAACAGCCAGGUGACAUUCCUUCACGUCUACCAUCACUCCAUCAUGCCCUUCACCUGGUGGUUCGGAGUUCGGUUUUCUGCAGGUGGAAUGGGAACUUUCCACGCCCUGCUUAACUGUGUCGUCCAUGUCACCAUGUAUACGUACUAUGGGCUGACCGCCCUGGGCCCCAACUACCAGAAGUACCUGUGGUGGAAGAAGUACCUCACCACCAUUCAGCUGAUCCAGUUCGUUAUGGUUUCCAGCCACAUCUCCCAGUACUUCUUCAUCAAGGACUGCCACUACCAGUUCCCGGUCUUCAUCUACAUCAUCGGCCUGUAUGGCCUGAUUUUCCUGUUCCUCUUCAUCAACUUCUGGUACCACGCCUACACCAAAGGCAAGAGGCUCCCUAAAGUCCUCCGUGCUCAGUCGUGGUCACACCACACCAACGGAGUCAUGAACGGAAACGCCGACCACGAGAAAUAUCAGUGACUUGAGCAUCUGGGCGUUUCAGGGUGGAGUCGACCCAAACUUGUUUUUGGACUAUUUAUCUUGGCUGCUUUUCUACAAAGACAAUCCUUGAAUUUGACCAAAGCUGAGGUUUAAUGACACCACUGAACCAAGCUGAAGGCUUUUAUAUAAAUACAAACUAAAAACCCAAGUUCUACUACAUGGAUGUCGCCAAAUAUUAACAUUUUCAGUUGAAGUUGGCUUCAAUAAGUUUCAAAUUCCUGUAAAAGCUAAUUAUGGGAGUUCACCUGUGGUGAGACUGCGUACUGGAUCUUCUCAUCCUAAAGCCGUUUUACCUGUUAAAACCAGAUCUUCUCAAGUCUUUGAGUGAUCCAGAUCAAAGUUAUAUAUUUUUUUAAGUUGUGCACUGAAAAGUGAAGAUUUAUUUCAUUUGGUCUGACAUGUUUGCAUUUUUAAAAGGGUAACGCUACAUUAGCCCUGUAACUAGUUGCGCAGAACAGUUUUUCUUUACUUUUGACACUGCAUAUACGCCCAUUACUCUACAGAAGCUGCUGAUGGUACAGACAUGGAGAGAAAAGCACAGCAGCACCAUUUUUCCAUCCCUGUUUUAAUGCUCCUAUGAAGCGGUGUGAUUAUUCAGAGUAAACCUGAUGGUUCUUGUAGGGUCCAGAACAGACUAUUUAAAAGCUAAAGUCUACUUUCCUACUGAGGCACGUUGUAAAGGAACAUCUUUAGGACACAGCAUGAACAUCUGAUUGUUUGGGUGUCUCACCUUGUCCUGUUGUUUCUGAGCAGCAAGCCCAUGAUGUGUCCGAGCAGUUGGGGUGAGUGGUUUUAUACCGAUGAUCUUAAACGUGAAUGAAACACUGGCGGUUGAGGACACGGGAUUGAGCGUUGUGUGGAAAGAGUUCCACCUUUUUAUGAAGCACAAAUCCACGGUAACUGUAGGUUUACAGAGGAGUAAAUGUUUUGUUUGUUCAGUUUGACAGCUCUUUACACCAGUGAAUAUUUAAAAGGUUUUUUUUGUGUUUUUAUAUGUAUUUAUAUAAAAUAAAUGAAUGUACUUAUAAAUGA
Molecule: messenger RNA, 2165 nt
Organism: Nothobranchius furzeri (turquoise killifish)
Lineage: Eukaryota; Metazoa; Chordata; Actinopteri; Cyprinodontiformes; Nothobranchiidae
Gene: elovl7a
Product: ELOVL fatty acid elongase 7a
Biological process (GO): sphingolipid biosynthetic process; fatty acid elongation, polyunsaturated fatty acid; fatty acid elongation, saturated fatty acid
Cellular component (GO): endoplasmic reticulum membrane; endoplasmic reticulum
Molecular function (GO): fatty acid elongase activity
Source: RefSeq, a predicted model, not a curated record